Molecule: messenger RNA, 455 nt
Organism: Drosophila bipectinata
Lineage: Eukaryota; Metazoa; Arthropoda; Insecta; Diptera; Drosophilidae
Gene: Z600
Product: Z600
Source: RefSeq, a predicted model, not a curated record
GACUUUGUUAAGUAGAGCAACAGCUUCCUCACCAAAUAUUCAAUUUGCGAAAAUGUCGAACAACGAAACCAACCAACUUCUGCAGCGCCUGGUUGGCCUCAAUAUUGUGGAAACCCCCAAGGAGAAAACCGAGCUUGGAAAGCGAGAGUGCUAUUCACUGGACAGCAAGAACUACAAAAUGGUGCCCGCCACCCCCAGCAGCGGUGGACUCGGGAAGUUUCAAACCGAUCUCAAGAAACGGCGCAAGAACAAACUCAACCGAGUCUACGCCUACGAGGCGGAUAAGAACUUUAUCAAGGCUCGGAAAUCCUUGAAUUUCUAAUCAUGUACUCAUAUUUUUUCCGAUGUAAUCAAUUUAGACCUAAGCAACUCAGAUUUCAAAUCGAAUACGCCUUGUAAUUGUCCUAGCUCCGAUACAAUAAAAUAUAUACCUAUAUUUCAAAUAUUAUUUCAAA